This is a messenger RNA of Lottia gigantea (owl limpet), 777 nucleotides long. RefSeq lists its product as hypothetical. Gene Ontology annotation, cellular component: cytosol; mitochondrion. Gene Ontology annotation, molecular function: heat shock protein binding. The transcript has 6 exons. The record is from RefSeq and is a predicted model, not a curated record. NCBI's taxonomy places the organism in Eukaryota, Metazoa, Mollusca, Gastropoda, Lottiidae. The annotation marks the transcript as partial.
CAAGAGAAGUUGCCACGGAAACUACUUGCAGUCAAGGAGGAGGGAAGUAAUUUAUUUCGAACUGGGCAAUAUGGGAAAGCUAUACUACGCUAUACUACACUAAUAGAAGAACUUGAGAAAGAUUCCAUCCACCAAAUUGUGAAUUUAUCUCUGAUGUUUAGCAAUAGAGCAGCUUGUUACCUAAAAACAGGACACAGUAAGGCAGCUAUGAAAGACUGUGAGAGAUCGUUAGAGAAUAUACCCCACACUAUUAAACCUUUAUUACGUCAUGCAGCAGCCUGUGAACAUUUAGAGAAGUACCGUCAAGCAUAUAUUGACUACUGGCAUAUUUUGAGUAUAGACUCAAGUGUCCAGUUAGCUCAGUCGGGAUCAACCAGGUUAACUAUACUUCAUCAAUUGGAUGGUACAAUCUGGAGAGAGAAGUUACCUCCCAUGGUUACUGUUGCACCUUGGGAAGUUCCUGAAAUAGUGCUAGACGAUUCUGGCAGUCGGAAGUCAGAGCUAACUCCACCACCUGAAGAUUUACCAAAUCCAGAUUUGGAGUUUGAGGAAUGUAAAAAACAGGGAAAUGGACUUGUUCAGCUGGGUGAUUUUGAGAAAGCUGUAGAAUGGUACUGUAAAUGUAUUGAGUUAAACCCUGAAAACUCUGUUGGGUUCACCAAUCGAGCCCAUUGUUAUCUGAAGUUAAAUAAGGCAGCGGAAGCUGUAACAGAUUGUAACCAAGCUUUAGCUCUAGAUGGUACAAAUUGUAAAGCUUUAUAUAGGCGGGCUCUAGCU